AUUCUUUAAUAGUACUACUUUUUUCGUCCCGGGAAGAAACGGCGGUUGUCUUGGUCGCCGACGGCGGAUGGAGUGUGCCGCGCGUGGGUUUGCAACGCGGUGCGUUGGUCCACCGACGCGGAGGUGUGGCCAGUGUGGUUCUGUAGCGUAUUGCUCCGUCUCGCAUCAGAGUUCACAUUGGAGCUAUCACAAGGAAGAAUGUGAGAGAUUAGAAGAGCAAAUGCGUCGUGUUGAUCUGUUAAAUGAUUUUCCAUUUACAUUUACAGAAGAAGCUACAAUUCAGGUUAGUCAAAAACAUGAGACUAGGUGCUCGUUUCUCUGUAAACGGGAGUUACAUCGUGUUGGAAUGUGGAUGUAUGAGUGUAACUGUGGAGCUUCUGCCCGUUUUUCGGCUUUCGAUAGCUUUAAUAAUGACGGUUGGCAUCUGCCGAGCUCUUCUUGUCCAUGUCGCGGUCCUUUAUCUCCAGUAACAAAACAGCUAUGUAGUUGGACUGAUUAUUCCGAAUGGAGAAAGAUACCUCUUGAUUCUCCUGUGGCUCUACUUCUCCACUGGAGCUUGCUGUUAUUUCAGCCACUUACGAUAUAUCAUGCAAUUCAAGCCAUUGGGUUGGGAAAUUUAACUCCCCAAAUAAGUAAUGAACUUCGUAUACAUUAUCUUGGCCCUCAGAAAGAGCUUGGCCAACUUGGUGUCUUCACUGAGCUGCAAGCCCUCUUCCCUGGUCUGCGCAUACACGUAGAGCUUGUUGGACCUGACGUUCCACAACAUAUGGAUGGAGAGAUGAUCUCACUUAGCAAAUAUUCCCCUUGCACGGAAGAAGAAUGCGAAUGUAAUUAUUCAAGCGAAAUUUCCGGUAGCGAAUCUGCCUGCUCUCCAGCUGUGUCGUUACAGCUCCAUAGAGGAUUUUACCAUGAUCGUUACACCGACAUAACAAAGAAUUCACCUCCUCCUCACAUAGUGAUUGCUCCAAAUGCUGGCGUCGCUGCAUAUCCAAGUUGGUUGCCAACUAUUGAACUGAUAAAGGAGAUAAAAGUGCCAGCAGUAUUCUCUGAUUACUGUGAAGAAGCUUGUCAUCUGGCGGCUUGUUGCAUUAAAACCAUCACAGGACAACCUAUAUCAUUACCUAUUCAGUUGAAUCCAUUUAGACAGCCAAUGGCAGUGGAGGAGAGUCCUCUGUUUAUUCCUUGCUACUCAAACUGCUUCAUCUUCGCAAUGUAAAACUCUCCAAACUUAUUGAUCGACUCUGUGGUUUGGUGUUAUGUGCUGGGAGGGAUCGGACCGGUCUAUGGACCAACAUUAUCUAUACAAUGAAUGUAGAAAAUGUCACAUCAUUUGGUUUUUGGUUGUUGUAGUUAUUUAUGUGGAUAGGACCAUCAAGUGCAUACAUACAAUCAUUGUAGUCUUAUAAAUCUUAGGUCAAUAUUUUUAUCCCAUCAUGUAGUCGCAUUAUUCAUUUCUAGUGAAACUUUGCAAUUAUUUUUGUCA
Molecule: messenger RNA, 1483 nt
Organism: Arabidopsis lyrata subsp. lyrata
Lineage: Eukaryota; Viridiplantae; Streptophyta; Magnoliopsida; Brassicales; Brassicaceae
Product: zinc finger MYND domain-containing protein 15
Exons: 11
Coding region: 68-1216 (382 amino acids)
Source: RefSeq, a predicted model, not a curated record